Messenger RNA from Lytechinus variegatus (green sea urchin), 1827 nucleotides. RefSeq names its product delta(7)-sterol-C5(6)-desaturase-like. Gene Ontology annotation, molecular function: C-4 methylsterol oxidase activity; iron ion binding. The coding region runs from base 78 to 1118 and encodes 346 amino acids. The record is from RefSeq and is a predicted model, not a curated record. Gene Ontology annotation, biological process: sterol biosynthetic process. The transcript has 6 exons. Lineage: Eukaryota; Metazoa; Echinodermata; Echinoidea; Temnopleuroida; Toxopneustidae.
CGAUAGCUGGGAUCGAUAUCAUCAGUGAAGGAAUCCAUUGUUCAGUUUUAAUUUGAUUCAAAGUAUAUCGGAACAUUAUGGGAGGGGAGGAUUCAAAAAAUUAUUCCAGUUUUACUCAAGGAUUGAGGAAUCGGCUGGCUGUAGCCGUCGGGAGUUUUAUGACUGCGAUUCUUGCCACCGGUAUCAGAGGUGACUGGUUGCUUUUUUACAUUCAGAUUCAGAAGUUGUGGUAUGGGGAAUCCCUUAUCCCAGGGGCGACUUUACCGGGUCUCGACCGGGGAAGAGAGAAUGGAAGCACCGUAGAGACCGAGAAUCUUCUGGAGCGAUAUCAUAUGCAGGGUGUUGGAUUCUACAUCCUCCAGUCUCUGCUUGGAGGGUUUGUGAUUCUCUAUGGUGUCGGAGGGUGGCUCAAGUGGUAUUUCUACAUCCAACGCAGAGACCGGGCAGCCGAGUGGAAGUGCCAACCGGACCGCUUUCUGACGCCGGAAGACGACCGACUCGAGUUCAGACUUGGAUCGAUGAACAUGGCUAUAGGAUCGGUGCUUUCUGGCAUCCUCGUAACGUACAUUAACAACGGAGGGGAAACCAAACUAUACUACAACAUAUCGGACUAUGGCUGGAUGUACUUCCUCCUCUCAAUACCAGUGAAUUACGUUUACAACGAAGCCGCCGCCUAUUACUCCCACAAGGCUAUGCACUAUCCCCCGUGGUAUAAGCGGUACCAUAAACUCCACCACCGGUUCAAGUGCCCCACCCCUUUUGGGGCGGUGGCCAUGCACCCCUACGAGUUCCUAACGCUCCAGUUUCUCAUCGAGCUCCCGCUCUUCUUUGUACCAAUGCAUGCAGGUGUUUUUAUAUUUUGGUUGAUCUACGGCUACUACUACAGUAUCUUAGACCACUCAGGAAUUCAUUUAGAUCCACUCUGGCCUUGGCAACCUGCCGUUAUCUUCCAUGAUAACCAUCAUAAGUUUUUCCAUUGCAACUUCGGAUUCAACACCGAGUUAUUCGACAAACUUCAUGGCACUCUGAUGAGAAACGACCGACACUACUCAGAAACUAUCUUCGGUGGACAGGGAGCUCCUAAAACAUCGACGCCCUCAAAUAAAAAGGGCAAAUGAAGAACAGAUACGAACGUAGAUGUAAUUAACCCAGAAGACUGGCCCAAUUUGCCAACGACUGACAUUGCCACAGACCAUUUAAAGUGUGACGUCAUGUAUUCAAACUAAAAGAAAAAAAAUAUAUAAAUAUGGAAAAUGAUUCAGUUCGCGCCUUUCUCGGGGUGGCGUUUAAAGAUCGAUCUCAGACGUAAAUAAUCUUAAUUUGAUUGAUGACAAUCUGGGAAUAAUCACUCACAGGCAUCGUUUCGACUGACAGUGCAUGGCCCAAAUUUAUUGGAAUUCCAAGUCCUAAUCAUUCAAAAGGAGAGAUGGUAGUCUUGGAAGUAACAAAAAAAUGAGUCAUUGAGCCAUAUAGGAAAUAAUUUUCCAAAAUAUCAACAAUAUUUUAUAAGUUGUAAUAAAAUAUAUUUGUUUGAAUUGUGUUAUAUUCCUAUGGAAUAUUAUUUUAAUGCAAGAUACAUCAUAUCGGUCGUUGAUAGAUUCUAACAUUUAGUGUGUAAGAAUCUGAUUUUUUUUGUUGUAAAUUUCUAAGUGAUGCACUUAAUGAUGUAUAUUGUGUAUGUAUACAUGUACAUAUACGAUCUGCUCAUAUUGAAAUAUAUGCCACGGAUCGAACGUCAUUUAUACUAAAUUAUUGUUUAUCCAGUGCACGGCACUAGCGAAUUAUGGUGUGUGUGUGUGUGUGUGUACGUAUUGUUUGUAUUUUUAA